CUUGAAGCGAGUGGUCGCACGUAUGGAUAGUAGUAAGAGUGAAGACCAAACGACCAUGGGUCAGAUAUCUAAGAAUAUGCAAGUUCCCAGCCAUGUAAACAGCAAAGAUAAGCAAUGGCAAAGCAAGAUUUUCUCGCCGGCGAGGGAAAUAAGUCUUCAGAACGAGCAGAAGACGUCGCAGAGCAAAUUCCAUCCCUAUGUUAGACCACAGACGUCGAACUCUGAAAACUUCCGCCAUUUAAUCCCGUAUUUUCCGCCGAGCAUUUUGUCCGGGUCCUGCCCAUCUGCGUGGGGACGAAACGACCAAAUACCAGAAGAUAAACGACGCCUUAACAACCAAAUACCUUCGGACCAUGCACCCAUACCCGGUGAUCAAAACUCCAGGUCAAAUCUAGACCAAAAAAAGUUGGAAAAGCAAAAAGAAGCGAACGAGACCGAAGCCAGAAAAGUUGAGAACUUUGAAUUUCUUCAGCAGCAGCGAUUCGGAGCAAAACACAAAAUGGCGCAUGCUUGCAAUGCUACGAUGAACGGAGAAGACAAUAUGAAUACGAAACCUACUACAACAUUAGGAUUGGACAAUCCAAUACACAAUUCAAAUCAGCAUGAUGAGGAAAACGUGCACGUAGUGACUUCGAAGAUGUCGUUUCCCUCACAAGGUGUCGCACAAGAAACAAACGACGUUCAUGAUGAAAUUCUUGAUGUGGUCGGUGCGGCACAAUCGAGCUUGUCGCCUUGUGUGACGUCACCAGCUACGUCACACGAUGACGUCACGAAGCAGCUUCUGUGUGAAAGAGAAUCUUCUCGAGUUUACUCCCCACAAAACGAGAUCAAGAAACGACCUAGAACAGCCUUCACUCCCGAACAAAUAAAACGACUCGAAGCUGAGUUUCAUAGAAAUAAGUAUCUCUCAGUUGGAAAACGAAUGGAAUUGUCAAAAGCGCUAAAACUGACAGAAACGCAGAUCAAAAUAUGGUUUCAAAACCGACGUACAAAAUGGAAGCGUGAAUAUCUAAGCGAGUGGGAGGUAUGGGCUCAUCAGAAUUAUUACGCCAUGCACGGCUUGUACGGCGCAGCUGCUUUUGGCGGGAAGCCAAGCCCUAGUUUCCCGCAGCAAGCCGUUAGAAACCCGGCCUUCGUGGGACCACCGAACCCUAUGUUACCGCAGUUUGCAAAGCCUGGUUUCGUACCUACCCCAAUGACCAACGCUGGCCUAGCGUCGCAGCAUUAUUCUAUGUUGCGUAACCACCUAACGAACGAGAACGCCUUACUCGACAAAGCAGGGGAGUACCAGAAGCAAUUGGAACAGCACCCAAUGAACUUCCCAAGGCUCUUCCCACCGAAUCCUCACCUCCCUGGCUUUCCACCCACUUACAACCCAGUGCUCCCACCAAUAACGUACUACAUGCCACAACAAGCGACCAACGAGUCAGUAUCGCCACGAGACAACAGCCCUCUAUCCUCAGAUCGCUCCCCUAACCCUACUCCACCGCCUUCCGAAAGCCCGCCAUCUAACGACACGAAUCAACGAAACUUCCAGAAAUCCCCGGACCUUCACUCAGGUUUCCAACUUCCUACCUUACACCGACCAAGGGUCGCCUUACCAGGGACGUUCCCACCCACCCACCAUGGUUUCCUCCCCAACCUUAUAGCAGGAGGGGCCCUCCUCCGCCCUUACUCCCUCCCCCCAUCUUUUUCGAGCUCCCUCCCGAUUCUGGGAGUUUCACGCCCCCCAGGUCACAUGACAGCGCCGUCUCCUAUUGGUCAGUUAACCGUUCCUCCCCGCGUACCCGUGUCGCCCACUACCUUACGACGUUAAACGUCUUCCUAGUAAUUUCAAACACUAUUUUUAAAGUACUCGUUUUUUAUUCUUUCUUCCCGCUUAAAUACUGUGUUAUUAGCAGUCAUGAGUUUAGUUUGAAAUUCUCCCGAAAUUCGCUUUUCUAUCACCGCCUGCCAUCUGUUGUUUUAAAUCAUUUUUAGCGUUUUCGGCAGCAGCCUGUACUAGCAUUCGUGCCGGACCACCAAAGUAUCGUAAUUAUCAAAUUAAGCCGCUUCCCACUUUUAGGUAUUUAUUUAUAUUCUGUCGCUAUCCGUCUUGCUUAUACGAUGCGGUUGUAUAUAAUCAAUGGCCCGGCCCAAGUGUCUGCUGGCGCGGACCUAAUAAAAUACGAGGCACCUUGCCAA
Ciona intestinalis (vase tunicate) is the source of this 2184-nucleotide messenger RNA. NCBI's taxonomy places the organism in Eukaryota, Metazoa, Chordata, Ascidiacea, Phlebobranchia, Cionidae. The record is from RefSeq.